Messenger RNA from Polyodon spathula (Mississippi paddlefish), 3360 nucleotides. RefSeq names its product double-strand-break repair protein rad21 homolog. The record is from RefSeq and is a predicted model, not a curated record. Lineage: Eukaryota; Metazoa; Chordata; Actinopteri; Acipenseriformes; Polyodontidae. Gene Ontology annotation, biological process: replication-born double-strand break repair via sister chromatid exchange; synaptonemal complex assembly; mitotic sister chromatid cohesion. Gene Ontology annotation, molecular function: protein binding; chromatin binding. Gene Ontology annotation, cellular component: synaptonemal complex; cohesin complex. The transcript has 14 exons. Bases 155 to 2047 code for a protein of 630 amino acids.
GAGGGAAAAGGGUCGACGCCAUCUUGUUUGUUUAGUGAAUCGGGGAGAAGCUGGGGGUAGUAAAGUAGGUUUUAACAUCACAGCCGCCAAAAAGGGAAUACAGCAAUUGGAGAUAAACAGGUUUUUCCUCUUGCUGUGAAAAGGAGCUGGGACAAUGUUUUAUGCCCACUUUGUCCUAAGCAAGAGAGGGCCGUUAGCCAAAAUUUGGUUAGCGGCCCAUUGGGAUAAGAAACUCACCAAAGCUCAUGUGUUUGAGUGUAAUCUGGAGAGCAGUGUGGAAAGCAUCAUCUCCCCCAAGGUGAAAAUGGCCCUGAGGACCUCGGGCCAUCUACUCUUGGGGGUUGUAAGAAUCUACCACAGGAAAGCCAAAUACCUUCUUGCAGAUUGUAAUGAAGCAUUCAUCAAGAUCAAAAUGGCUUUUCGCCCAGGUGUGGUGGAUUUGCCUGAAGAGAACAGAGAGGCAGCUUACAAUGCAAUCACACUGCCUGAAGAGUUCCACGAUUUUGACCAGCCCUUGCCUGAUCUAGAUGAUAUUGACGUUGCACAGCAGUUUACACUGAAUCAGAGCAGAGUAGAAGAAAUCACCAUGAGAGAGGAAGUGGGAACCGUGAAUCUCUUGCAAGAAAAUGACUUCGCUGAUUUUGGCAUGGAUGAUCGGGAAAUGAUGCGAGAAGAAAGUGCAUUUGAAGUUGACAUAAUAGGCACUUCAUCCAAUCUUCUGCUUGAGCCUGACCCCAACACAAGUCAGCUGAACGAUAAGACAAACCACCUGGAAUAUGAUGAUCAGUAUAAAGAUGAUACCUUUGGAGACAAUCCCAUGGAUACCAAUGAUGGCGGGAUCUUGGUUGACAAACUUCUGAAUGAAGAUGGAGGCAUUUUUGAUGACCCUCCUGCUAUGACAGAAAGUGUAAUGAUGCCCCAAGAACAUGCACAUGACGACGAUGAUUUUGAUAUGUCACCUGGGGGACCUGAUAGUCCAGACUCUGUGGAUCCAGUUGAGCCCCUUCCAACUAUGACUGAUCAGACAACUCUAGUACCCAACGAAGAGGAAGCUUUUGCUCUGGAACCCAUUGAUAUCACUGUUAAAGAAACCAAAGCUAAAAGGAAGAGGAAACUGAUUGUGGACAGUGUAAAGGAACUGGACAGCAAAUCCAUCCGUGCGCAGCUCAGCGAUUACUCCGACAUUGUCACAACGCUUGACCUUGCUCCUCCAACGAAGAAGCUUAUGAUGUGGAAGGAGACGGGUGGUGUCGAGAAGCUGUUCUCGCUGCCUGCACAGCCACUGUGGAAUAGCAGGUUACUUAAGAUGUUUACACGCUGCCUUACUCCACUGGUACCAGAUGAAUUGAGAAAGAGGAGAAAGGGUGGGGAAGCAGACAGUCUGGAUGAAUUCCUCAAGGAGUUUGAGAAUCCAGAGGUGCCAAGAGAAGAGCAACUGCAGCAGCGAGACAUCAUUGAUCAGACUAUUUUGGAAGAACCAAGCCGUCUGCAGGACUCUGCGAUGGAGGGCAGCAGGACCACCCUUGAUGAGUCUGUUAUGCCACCACCGCCACAACAAAGGGGACAGAAGUGCAAAUCCCAAGAGCCUGAGCCAGCCCUGCCUCUUGGUGCUCUCGAACAACAGCCCGAACUGCAUCAACCACCACAGCUAGAGAUCCCAUCUGUGGUGCUCCCGCCAGAGGAGCCACAGAACAUCACUGACCUGAUCCCCGAGUUGGACAUCCUGAUGGAAAAGGGGAAAGAAAAAGAGAAGGAUGAUGAGGAAGAGGAGGAGGAAGAGGUUCAAGGAGGUGACCAGGACCAAGAGGAAAGAAGAUGGAACAAGAGAACUCAGCAGAUGCUUCAUGGCUUGCAGAGAGCUUUGGCCAAAACGGGAGCCGACUCGAUCAGUCUUUUGGAGCUGUGUCGAAACAACAACAAAAAACAAGCGGCAGCAAAAUUCUACAGCUUCUUGGUACUUAAAAAACAGCAGGCCAUUGAGCUCACACAAGAAGAACCUUACAGUGAUAUCGUCGCCACACCAGGACCAAGAUUCCAUAUUAUAUAAAAGUAUAAUUCUUUUAUGGCUAGUGCAUUUUGCUCUAGAAGGUUUUUAAGCAUUUUCCCUGAAUGAAGGGUUCCUCAAGGUCAAUACAGAUUUAAUAAGGUUAUUUUAUUGUUUGGUUGUAUAAAGUAUUUUAUUUUUUUGGAUCUACUGUUAAACGUGUCUGGGUAUUGGAUUUUUUUUUUUUAAUGAAGAUUGUGUGAGCAAAACUGUUAUUGUGUUAUUUUUUGUAGCUCAGAUGGAGUGUGUAAUAUUGGGAUUUUAACUAAACAAUUAAAGGUGAUUGUCAGUAAGGCCUGGAUCAUGGCUGGCUUGGGGGGGGGGGGGACAAACAUUUUUGCCUAGUCCAUUCACGUAAUAGAUCAUAGUUGUCCUCUGCGUUUUAAUCAAGAAAAACGCUUCUCUGUGCAGAAGAUAAGCACGUGUUUCAUUACACAUUUCAAGAAUACUUUUCUGUUUGUUUAGCAAUAAUCUUCAUAUUUUUUGUUCCUAAUAUUGCAUUCUCCUUGUAAACUACUUGUCUGCUGUGUUUUUUGUUUUUUAAAAAGGUGUUUGGAAAGUAUUUUAAAGCAGUGAAAUGUUUUUAUUAAUAGGAAAAUCACACAUUGUAAAAUGCCACUAACAUUUCCACAAUUUGCAAGUUAAAUACUUCAGUGAAGGUUCUUUCUUGGCAUUUGCACUUUUUUUUUUGAUCAAAAAAAUGGUUGCAUUUUCAAAUUAGACCCAUUUAACAUAUGGAAAUUUUUUUCCAUGUAAUAUUUUUAAAGUACUUUUUCCAUUUAAAAAAAAAAAAAGAUAUCAUGCAGCUUUUGAAUUUUAAACAAUGCCCCCCCCCCCCUGUUGUAAAACAAGUGAAAAUAACACGUAGAUACUGCCAGUUAUGGAAAGGGUAAUCAUUUGUGAGCAUGACAGAACUGGUUUGGUAGAUGCAGUUGUUUAAUGCAUUCUUUAGUUCUUCACUUACUGUUUCUAAAAUAGCAGCUGUGUUAUGUAAAACUUUUUUAAUAAAAAAAAUCCUAAAUCCAUUUUAAGUCAGUUUCACAAUAUACUUUGAUUUCAUGGCUCCAAAGUGUAUCUUACUAUGUGUAUAUAUAUUUAUACAUAUGUUUAGAGCUGUUUAUCCGACUGUUAUGAGACAUGGUUGGUAUUGGGAGAUGUCUGACCAUCCCUAUAUUUUCUUAAUACAUUUUUAUAUGUAAAUAAUGGGGAGAGUGGGGGAGAGAGAAAAGAUCUGUCUGACUAGAUACUGUACUUUCUCACAUAACAGCUUCUUAUAAUUCACCAAAUGGUUCUUGAAUAAAAGUGUUUAAGUGGCA